AGUCCUUCAGGAUUUUGAAACCAUUUUAGUUGUAGUGACUUCUGUGGAGCCCUUUUGGAAACUAUUAGAAGUUUCCUGGGACCAGCUUGCUUUUGGCACCGCCAAUGGGAGGUGUCCAUGACUGAGGGCAGGGUGUCAUGCUUUGUUCGCCUCACUGAACUUUAGUCAUAUAGUGACUUUAUUGAAGAUACUGCAGUAAUGCAAAAACACUUACUUUUUAGGAGUUUUUAUUUAGGUGUUAGAAAUGGAGUCAAUAUAUCUUCAAAAGCACCUUGGGAGGUGUUUAACUCAAGGUCUUGCAGAAGUGGCAAAAGUUCGCCCAGUGGAUCCAAUAGAAUAUUUGGCAUUGUGGAUUUACAAGUUUAAGGAAAAUGUGACCAUGGAACAGCUGAGACAAAAGGAAAUGGCUGAGCUGGAGCGUGAAAGAGAAUUAGCUCUGAUGGAGCAGGAAAUGAUGGAGAGGCUCAAAGCAGAGGAGCUCUUAUUUCAGCAGCAACAGCUGGCAUUGCAGCUGGAAUUGGAAAUGCAAGAAAAAGAGAGGCAGAGAAUAGAAGAACUACAGAGAGCUCAAGAACAAUUAGACAAGGAAGCAACACCAGACUCAGGCAAAACACUAGCUGAAAUCAGCGAUCGUUAUGGAGCACCUAACUUGAGCAGAGUGGAAGAACUUGAUGAACCAAUGUUUUCUGAUGUUGCAUUAAACAUGGAUCAAGAUUUGUAGGAUCAACCAACCUAAGAGCAAUAAAUGUUUUUGUUGGUUUCAAAUUUCAAAUCAUGAGGUUCCCAAUUUGUAUUUCUUUUUCCCUCAAACUUGAACUCUACUUUUAUUUUUCCUCUAAGGACAGUUUAUGAAUGAGCUUCAAGAGUAGCCUCAAAGUGCUAUUUUGGAUCUGUCAAUUCAACUGAUUAUUUAUAUGAUUCCAUUGGGAAAAUAGAGUUUGCUGAAGCAACCAAAAGAGGCAAAUGUGAGGUGAGCUGAAAUAACAUGUGCGUCUAUGCAAAAGCAAGACUGCCUGAAAAGGAAGUUGCUGUCCGGGCAUGAUGGCUUACGCCUGUAAUCCCUCUCAGCUCUU
This is a messenger RNA of Sapajus apella (tufted capuchin), 1073 nucleotides long. It is a transcript of the gene DYDC1, whose product is annotated as DPY30 domain containing 1. The record is from RefSeq and is a predicted model, not a curated record. Lineage: Eukaryota; Metazoa; Chordata; Mammalia; Primates; Cebidae. The transcript is spliced from 5 exons. The coding region runs from base 245 to 721 and encodes 158 amino acids. Gene Ontology annotation, cellular component: Set1C/COMPASS complex.